AUGGACCUCGCCUCUCUCCGCGCAGAAAUCAAGGCUUGGGAGCGCGAAUUUAGGAGCAAAUAUACGCGCGACCCCACCAUCCAGGAGAUCAAAGACAGGCCAGACAUAGCGGCCAAGUACAAGCUCUACAAGUCUCUAUCCAAGUCAUCCUCAUCCAACGGCACUCAAUCGUCUUCCUCGCGUCAUGAGAUACCUUCGGGGUCGCAGUCGCGUCAGGCGAUCCAUGCAUCAACAUCUUCGUUGCUUCCCAAAGCUCGCGCGGUCAGAGUCGAUCCUCCGCUUCAGACGUCUAAUCCCUUCUCUCCUGUCAAGAAGAAGUAUAAAUACCUCAAUGAACACGUCCUCUUGACUAAUGGGCCACCGGAUUUGGCACAGUAUCCCCCACGUCCAGAUCCGUUUGCAACUCCAACGAAACCGAAAGCACAUACGAAGACCAAAAUCUCAGCCCCCCAGCGCUCGCCUUCGCCGGAUCCAUUUCCCCUGAUUGAACUUACUCAGCCGAGGCAGCCUCCGCCCGCUGACCCGCAUACUCCCUCUGUUAAAUCUGCGGUUACUCGGGCCCGCAAGCGCCUUCGCGGUGAGCCGGUCUCGCCAUCACCUGUCAAGGAGAAGCGUGUACGAGUCGGCUCUCAGAGUGCAUUGAAAUUCUCCAGUACAUUGCUUGACAGCGACGAAGACGAAAUUGACAUCCCCGAUCAGUCCGCCGAGGAUGCCGAAGAGACUUCCCUGGAAGCUACGCCCAUGAAACCGCCGCCUGGAGACAAGGCUUUUUGCGUGCUCUUUGAUGAGGUUCUGCCAAGUCCGCAGAAUACCUCGAGGCAGCCUCGCACUCGCUCACUCUCACGCAAUAAAUGUACGAUUAGCAAGCUCCACCUAUUCGGCGUUAGACGGUCUCCUUCCCAGGCUCUCUCACCGUCGUCACCGGAGGACGAGGAGAAUUUUUGGGCCACUAGUAGCAGUCGGAAUGGUCGCAUGACGUCUAGAAACGGAUUCAUGGCAGCCAAGACCACGGACACUCACCAACCAAGGCGGUUGAAUGAAGCAGCGAAGACUGGCAUUCCCAGGGCUGUACUACCAGGAAAGGACGAUCUCUGGUCCGAUGUUCCAUCCAUAGGAAGGCCGACGGCAAAAGGGAAGCCGUCCGCGACGUCCAACGGUAAGACUACCUUAGAUGAUAGGAUGUCCCCAGCGGUGAAGCGCCGACAUCCCGGCAAUGAACCUGAAGCUUACAUUGGGACUUCAAAUGUCAAUGACGACAGCAAUUCCCAACGUAUCCCCUUGGUCCCUCCGUCUCCGCCUCCUGCCGAAUCUUCAUCGCAAUCAUUUUUGGGCAAUGCCAAAGAUAAGGGCAAAGGGAAAGCAGCGGCCGCAUUUAGCCGAAAGAAGGCGAAACUACUUGAGCAAGUAGGUGGCGAGGAGAGCGACGAUGAUAGUACGGAAGAGGACAAACACGUGAAGGUCGUAGAGCGUGCACGAUCAUCGCAUAGACUGCCCUCUGCCGCUUUUGUGGACGAAUUGGACGAUCCGGAGUUCCAAUGGCCUGCACAGCCAGUACAUCCACCUGACUCCCCACCAUUAGACAGCCUGGAUGUAGAGGCAGGGAAGACGGAGGUGCGCUUACCCGAUGAACUCAGGCGCAUACUCGCCUUGUCUCCUCGAAGGGACAGCGUUCAGGAAGAGCAGCGUCUAGUAAACGGACUGUUGUACGGUCGGAGAGAGACACACUAUGAUGUCAAAAGGGGAGAGAUUUGGGAGGUAGGAGAGAUAAGUGAUGGCUUUGACGGAGUGGAUGAGGAAGAAGAGGACUGGGAAGGAGAGCCGGUGCCUUGGGAGGUAGCAGAGCUUUAG
Laetiporus sulphureus 93-53 is the source of this 1848-nucleotide messenger RNA. RefSeq lists its product as uncharacterized. Gene Ontology annotation, molecular function: DNA replication origin binding; single-stranded DNA binding. The record is from RefSeq and is a predicted model, not a curated record. Lineage: Eukaryota; Fungi; Basidiomycota; Agaricomycetes; Polyporales; Laetiporaceae. Gene Ontology annotation, biological process: mitotic DNA replication preinitiation complex assembly; DNA replication; double-strand break repair via break-induced replication. Gene Ontology annotation, cellular component: DNA replication preinitiation complex. The transcript is spliced from 2 exons. The coding region runs from base 1 to 1848 and encodes 615 amino acids.